This is a messenger RNA of Truncatella angustata, 2154 nucleotides long. RefSeq names its product P-loop containing nucleoside triphosphate hydrolase protein. The record is from RefSeq and is a predicted model, not a curated record. The coding region runs from base 1 to 2154 and encodes 717 amino acids. Gene Ontology annotation, molecular function: ATP binding; ATP hydrolysis activity. The transcript has 2 exons. Lineage: Eukaryota; Fungi; Ascomycota; Sordariomycetes; Amphisphaeriales; Sporocadaceae.
AUGGCGCCUGGGGUGUUGGCAGACGAUGCCAGCGAUGAGUUGAUCUCAAUUCUGCGCAACAACAAGGCUAUUCUGAUUCCGAUUCUCAAUGGGCAUGUCAACGGAAAGAAAGAGGACCCUGCAAAUAGUGAAGCUCCUGCCAAGACUGGCGAAGUUAAGACUGAGACAGAGGAAACGGAUGAGAUAAACAAGAAACCCCCAACUGAAGAGGAACCACAAGACCAGGUCAUGAAGUGCGAAAUCAAGCACCUUGAUCGUCGCUAUGACGAGAAGGACGAGACAUACUUCGAUGAGCGCAAGACUGACCUGGAGAAGCCUCAGCAGAAGGAUUGGUGGCGAUUAUUUGCAUUUUGUCUCGUUAGACAUUACGACUCAGAUAACGAGUUGAGUCACACUCGCCUCUAUGUAAAUCCACAACCAAUCAGGCAACUACUUUACGAUGUCAUCGGUAACUUCCCGUCGGAUCCAAUCGAUGUGGACGACGUUCAGAUUGAAGCUCCAUACUAUUCACUUUUUUACUACCGAGAAAAGCUUGAAACGGAAGGUGUCAAGCGUUUCGAGGAGGAGGAGGAGGACGUAGAGUCGCUGGCGCAACUCAAACUCCUACUUAAUUGGGUUGACACACAUUUCGAGUCAGACACCUCAGCAUAUAGGCGGUGUAUCACCGGUGAUGUGAAAGCUAUCGGUUAUGACUACCUGUGGACACUGUUUGCUCCUGGAACCAUCAUCUAUAGCGAAAUACUUGAACAACACCGAGCUUUUCGCGUCGUUAAUACCUGGUAUGAUGUCGGCGAGCUGCCCGGGCUAGGUAUGAAGGUCAAAUUCAUCGACUUCGACGGCCAGCGCGUUGGCACUCGCAAGAUGGAGCUGUUCAUUCCGAAGUAUGGUGGCACGCAGGAUAUUAGCGAACUUCCAACCAUGCCUCUCGACCUCUUACAAGAUGCCAAUGAAGUCCGUCAAGAAAUCACAGACCGCGGGAAGAAGUUCGAGGGAUAUAUUGGACAGCACUUUGUUCAGUACAAUGGAAUCGCGUUGAAGAAGGUGGAGAGAGGCUAUGCGCGCUUUAAUGUUACUGGUCGUGUCAUGAUUGACUGCAAAACCUACCAUCGGAUUGAGCCUAACGAUUCAUUCAGCGUCAGAGAAAUGUCUAACGACGAAGCCUCGAAGCGUGAAAAGGCACGCAAGCGGGCUAUGGGCAAUACCUCGUUUGUUUCCGAUGAAAUUGUACACGACAAGCUAUCUGAUGAGGAUAUCAUGCUUUGCAACGCCACUGUUCGGGGCUACUCCUUCACUGCCAAAAAGUUCCUCGAAUUCUUUGCGGACAAAAUAUCACCUAUUGAGUGGAAUACACGAUGCUUUGACGAUCUCGUGCUAGACGCGGAAACCAAGAAGACUGUACAGGCACUUGUAUCAACACACGCUGAGAAGCGCGAGGCAUUUGACGACAUCGUUAAAGGCAAGGGUCAAGGUCUUGUUUGUGUGUUGCAUGGGCCGCCAGGAGUCGGAAAGACAUUGACAGCCGAAUGCGUGGCUGAAUACGUUCGACGACCAUUGUACAUGGUCUCAUCCGGAGAUCUCGGAGUCUCUAGUGGGGAACUUGACCGCAAACUGACGCAAAUCAUGGAUAUGACAUCAACCUGGCGUGCGGUAUUGCUUAUUGACGAGGCCGACGUGUUUCUUGAGCGACGAUCGCUUCACGAUCUCCACCGCAAUGCCAUGGUCAGCGUUUUUCUGCGUGUCUUGGAGUACUACUCUGGUAUUCUAUUCCUGACGACGAAUCGGGUGAACACUUUUGACGAUGCCUUCAAAUCACGUAUUCACAUCCCGAUCAGGUACACCGAUCUUUCAAUCGAGUCGCGGAUGCAGAUCUGGCGCAACUUCUGCAAGAUGGUGCCCGGUGGCGUCGAUAUCGACGACAUUGGCAUUGCUAUCCUUGCGGAGCACGACUUGAACGGUCGACAGAUCAAGAAUGUCAUCAAGGCUGCGGAGAGUCUAGCAAUCUUCGACAAGAUCAAACUGGGCCUCAAGACAUUGCAGCAAGUCACAAAGAUCCAGGCCACGUUUGAGAAGGAUCUGACAAGCUUGAGUGGUAUUGAUUACACCGCGCCCGGUGCUUCGCGAAAGGAUGCCGAAAGCCGACAUAUGUUCCUAUAG